Mytilus trossulus (common blue mussel) is the source of this 7980-nucleotide messenger RNA. RefSeq names its product mitogen-activated protein kinase-binding protein 1-like. NCBI's taxonomy places the organism in Eukaryota, Metazoa, Mollusca, Bivalvia, Mytilida, Mytilidae. The transcript has 36 exons. The record is from RefSeq and is a predicted model, not a curated record. Gene Ontology annotation, molecular function: protein binding. Gene Ontology annotation, cellular component: mitotic spindle. Gene Ontology annotation, biological process: centriole replication. The coding region runs from base 264 to 5531 and encodes 1755 amino acids.
CUGACAGGUGUGCUUUUCCUUCAAAAUUUUCUUUCGUACAGACAACAGACCUGAAAAACUAUAUACUGAAACACACGAAUUGAAAUUAGAAUUUAAUAAACCGUAAUUCAUUGAUAUGUAUUAAUGAAAUUAAUAAUACACUGAAACAAACUAUUCCUUAAUCUAAAACUUUUGACCAAUCAGAAAGCUUUUUACAUGUUACUAAACUUAAUGGAUCUUAGCAGUUUGAAAGCAGACUGAAAAUGGGUCUGGAUCAUGAAUAAAUGGAGAGAAAAACUCAGAGGGUAGUUCGUUCCCCCUCGUUGAAGAGGAGGAGUCGUAUUAUCCCAUUAAAUCAGCGUGUUCAACUUGAGCGUGUUAUUGGACUUACAGGAAGUUCUAAUGCUACCCUUGAUUGUGAUAUUAACACUGGAACUAUUGCCUAUCCUGCAGGAUGUGUGGUAGUGCUAUUAAAUGGGAAGAAACAAUCACAUAUAAUCAACUCUUGUAAAAAGACCAUCACAGCUGUCAAGUUCUCUAAAGAUGGCAAAAAUAUUGUCACAGGGGAGUGUGGUCAUCAACCUGCAGUACGUGUAUGGGAUGUGGAAGAAAAAAUACAAGUGGCCGAAUUCUAUGGACACAAGUUUGGCAUUAACUGUGUGGCAUUUUCUCCAAAUAACAAAUACAUAGUAUCAAUAGGAUCUCAGCAUGAUAUGAUGGCUGCAGUUUGGAACUGGAAAACUGGCAAUAAAGUGGCAACAAACAAAAUAUCUAGUAAAGUUAGUGCUGUAGCCUUCUCAGAAGAUGGUUCUAUGUUUGUUACAGUGGGCAAUAGACAUGUAAAAUUCUGGAACCUGGAGAGUAGUAAAUCUAAGAUAUUAAACGAGACAGUGCCAUUAUCAGGAAGGUCAGGCAUCUUGGGAGAAUUAAAGAAUAAUUUCUUUACUGAUGUUGUCUGUGGGAAGAACAAAUCUGUUUUCUGUAUAACACAGUCUGGUUAUUUAUGUAACUUUAAUGAAAAAAGAUUGCUGGAGAAAUGGGCAGAACUUAGGACAACGUGUGCCAAUUGUGUGACGGCUGCUGCUGACUUUAUAUUUAUUGGUUGUGCCAAUGGUGUUGUGAGAGUAUUUAGUGCCCAGAAUCUACAUUAUAUAGCCAAUCUACCACAUCCUCAUUAUUUAGGUGUAGACGUCGCAUCAGCUCUUAAUCCAAGUCAAAUGGUUAGCCAGAAGAAGGAUGCUAAGUAUCCCGAUACCAUUGGAAUAGUAUAUGAUGAUUGGAAUAAAAAGGUUACAUGUAUUUAUAAUGAUCAUAGUAUGUAUAUAUGGGAUGUCCAUGACGUGAAGAAGAUAGGAAAGUCAAGAAGUUUUCUGUUUCAUAGUUCUUUCAUUUACAGUUUAGAAACAAGUCUGCCUAUUACAGAAGAUCAGAAACAGAUUCUCCCACCAGGAUCAUUUAUCACAUGUUCUAGUGAUGAUACAGUCAGGAUCUGGAAUCUAGACCCUCAUAUGAAAGACAUGAACAAUUAUAAAAGGAAUAUAUUUUCACAGGAAUUACUGAAGGUUAUAUAUACUGACCCAUCAUUAAAUUACUUGCGAGAUGUAAAUUAUAAUCCUGCUGGAGGUACUGAUAAAACAGAUACAAAUUAUGAUGAUAAGAAUGGCAUUAGAUCUUUGUGUAUCAGCCCUGAUUCCAAACACUUGGCCUCUGGUGACAGAAUUGGUAAUAUAAGAAUACAUGAUUUAGAAACCUUACAAGAAAUAGCUACAAUAGAGGCCCAUGACCAGGAGGUGUUGUGUUUACAGUAUAGUAACUUUAAAUUAGGUCCAAAGUUGUUGGCAACCAGCAGUAGGGACAGAAUGCUACAUGUAUUUGAUGUAGAACAGAAUUAUAAACUGUUACAGACCCUAGAUGAUCAUUCAUCAUCAAUAACUGCUGUCAGAUUUACUCAGACGGAGAAACAAUUAAAGAUGCUCAGUUGUGGAGCAGACAAAUCACUACUCUUUAGAAAUGCUCAAAUGGAUCCAGACCUACAGUUCACUUUAGACCAACAUCUGGUGGGUAAAACAACAAUCUAUGAUAUGGUUAUUGACCCCACAGAGAAAUUUGCUGCUACAGCCUGUCAGGAUAGGAAUAUAAGGAUAUAUUCAAUAAAGACCUCCAAACAGAGGAAGAAUUACAAAGGAACCAUUGGAGAUGAUGGUGUCCUAAUGAAGUUAUCAUUAGAUCCCUCAGGAACUUAUUUUGCCACUAGUUGUACGGUUGAUAAGAGUAUCACCAUUAUUGACUAUGCCACGGGAGAAAUCCAAGCCUCCAUGAUCGGACAUGCAGAAACUAUCAGCAGUAUAAAGUUCACCAACAAUCUCAAACAUCUGAUUUCUGUAUCAGCUGAUGGGUGUAUAUUUGUAUGGAGAUUACCGCCAGAGAUGACGAACAUGAUGCAGAACAGAUUACAGGACCUGGGUAACAUGUAUCAGGAGGCUGAAGUAGCAACUAACAACAACAAUAAUGAAACUGCUAAACCAAGUAUACCUGCACCAGGAGAUUCAGAGUUUAAAACUCCUAGUAAGAUAUUAGCUGAGCUGAAUGAAUACAACCAAAAGCAGCAGCAGCAACCUACCAAACAACAUCCAGAACAACAGAAAGCUAAAGCUCCGUUAGACUACAGAUUUAGUAUUGGACAAUUACCUAAAUGGGCGAAAAACAAGUUUGGAAAUGAGAAAUCCAAAAGUCCUGAGCAGACCUCUGGUCAGCCAAAGGGAAGAUGGGCUGAGAGAUCAGAACAGAAAACUAUACUAGCACAGAUUGAUGGAAAGAAGGUGGAAAUUAAUACUAAAAUUGACCGAAACAUACGGAAAUUACCACCUGGUGAUGAUGAAGAGGAUGAUAUCCCCAACAUUAGGAGGGAGACCAUGGUUAUGUCACACCCAGAAAAUACCCCAAGGAAGAUACCAGUUAUAUUUGAUGAUGAGAGUAACCAAGGUGAGGACGAUGAAGAUUUCUUCCCAUCAUUCCACAGAGAAGAUGACAGCCAUACCACAUGGGACGAGACAACCAUUGCAAGAAGUGACAGUAUGGAUGAGAUACAAGACGGAGAUGUUAUAUAUCUACCGAGUGAAGAUACAUCCAGUACUAAUGAAAGUGCUUUCACAAUAUAUCCUGGAUUAGGAGAGAACAGGAGACGUAGUCUGACUAACAAGAGUCAAGAUGCAGAAUCAGACAUGACAGAUCCUGUAUCAUUAGAAGACAUCGAUAAUGAAAAUGAUAAUGAUUCAUUCCCAUCAAACCCAGUUACUCCCUCAGAUGAAGGAUUUCAGAAAACACAGAACAGGGAAAAGUUCAUGCAGGAUACCUUUGAAAACUUGGCAUUUUCUCCAAUCCCAAAAGACAGAUUUGAAAGAAGUUUGGAAGACUUGGAGAAACAGAAAGGAGAACAGCCAGAUCUCAGAAUGAGCUUAUCUGCAAGAUUUCAGUCUAAAAAUCCAAAGAGUAUGGCUGUGCAACAGAAGUCGGACAAUUGGUAUGAUUCUUUUCAAAGAAGAAAAUCUGAAAUGGCUCGUACUGUUGAUGAAACCAGGAAGAAAAUUGAAGCUAUGGCAUGGAAGGAUGAAAGUCCAGAAUCAGAACAUGUGGAGAGUGCCCUGUCAUCACCUUGUCAUGAUACAAAAGUGACAAACAGCUUCUUGCCAAAGGAAGAGGACACUCAUAAACGCCCAAGAACACCAAACACUUUACGCAUGAGUUGGUCAAACUUUGACCUGCCAAAGCAACCAAUCAUAGAAGAGAAAAUGCCUCCAUUCAAAAGUAGAUCCACGCCUAGCACGCCUAUCAGAAAAAGCAUCGGAUCUCCAGCUUGGGAUAGAGAUUCAGAAACAGGAAGUGAAACGUCCAGUUCUGGGCAAAGCACGAAAUCCGACAAGAGGUCAUCAAGACCAUCUACCCUACGCUUAGGAAGAUCAGAAAGUUCUAAAACACUGAAUGAAACACCUAAGCGUGAACUGAGAUCUCAAUCACAAAGUGGACCCAGUACUCAUCGUUACAUGAAAAAGACUGAAAGUUCGAAAGCCAAAAUAAGCAAAACACCAUCGUCUACAAAUAUUAUAAAUACCCCCAAAAGUAGUGAAUUAUCUGAUAGUUCAGACACUUCAAAAUCAAAGGGACCAGUGGCCAAAAGGAGAAGUAAUUUUAUAAAGAAAAAAGGAUUUCAUGCUUCAUCGCCUAAUUUGAUGGAUAUAGAUGUUGAAUCAAGGGGGAGUAAAUCAAAUCUAUUGUCGUCUGCUCGUCUUAAUUUGUCUAGUAGCACACCUGAUUUGUUAGAUAUAGAUACGCCACCUUCAAGAUACUCUACAGGUACACCUAAACGACCUCCAAGGUCAUCAUCAUCCUCUCGCGGUGAAGGCAGUGUGUUGAAAGGUAGUGGUAGGUUGUCGUUGCCUGCUAAUCCACCCAAAGAAUCGGCAAAAUCAAAAUAUUCGAAAAAUGAUAAAGACUUAAUGCCACCUCCUCAAACAUUGCCAUCAAAAUUAAAAGAACAAGCGAAAAAUGCAAAACAAGAUAUUUUCUUAAAAAGGGCGACUUUGGCAAAGAGGCAGAACUCUAAUGAUUUGACUUUAGACCAGGCUAAAAGUAUACUCAUGGGCAAGUCUGGUAUAUUAGAAGAUAAAAAAUCAAAAGAAACUGAUGUCACCGUUGACAAUGUUCGAGAGACUCGUUCUAACUCUAAAUUCCCUUCACAUUCCAAUUCUUCUACAUAUCCAGAAUUUUCAUCGAACCAGGAUCAUUUAAGUGAUCCCAAAUUAGUGGGUAUAGCUACUGAAAUAGAGACAACAGUGUCAGAAUUACGGAGAAAGAGUAUAAUUGACCAAGCUUUUCAGAAUUUAACCGAUUUAGAUGCUAGUCCUUAUGAUAUUCCAGAAAGGGAUAGUUCACCAAGACAAUUGAAAUUUAGUAAUUCCCCUGAUUCUCAAGACAAUAUUCCUGCUAAUUCUUCAUCCCAUUCCAAAGAUAAUAGUGCUAUUAAUUCAUCAAAAGAUUCCAAUACAGGACUGUCAGAAGAGGACAUUUCUUUAGGUGUACGUGAACGUAUUGCCAUGUUAAAUGCUCAUUCUUCUCCACGGUCUGAUGGUUCGUCUCCGAGAUGUUCUAGUCCACGAAUAACUAUUUCUACUAAAAUAAACCUAAAUUCUUCUACAAAACAUCAAACAAAAACAGUAUCUAACAGUCAUUCAGACUCGACAAAUUUGAGUCAGCCAGCAGGCUUAAAUCUGAGUCCACCUAAUUCGUCUGGAAUUGGUUCCAGUUUGGAUUCGGACACAGCAGCUAAGAUGUUUUCAUCAAGUGAAGCCCUUAGUCCACCUAGUUGUAACGAUGAGAUCUCAGAUAAAACAGAAUCAACUAUUACCAUAUCAGAGAAAUCCAUUGACCUUGUAGAAAUCUUGAAAAAGGUUCAAUUGUUAGAAAAAAGGGUAACAUUUUUAGAAGAGGAGGGAGAAAAGAAAGAUGAAAGAAUAGGUCACUUAGAAGCUCAGAUCAGACAGUUUAUAGAUAAUUGAUACUGAAACAAGAAAUUCAACCUUGGAGGAUGCAGCUGCAGUACCAGCACUGAUUAUGGUUGCCAUGGAAACGAAAGAUGCAGAGAGAUUAUCACUAAAUAUAAAACUAGCUAUUACAGAGGACACAAGUAUCAUAAAAAAAGAAAUUUUGUAAAUCUGGGCAUUGAUUGUUUUGAAAGGCUUACCAUAAACCUAGUCCUGAAGAUAUAAUAUCUUUUAAAGUUAAUUCUGUAUCUGUCUGAUUGGUUUCCAAUAUACCAAAACUUGUUUAGAGAGAAAAUUAAAAUUAAAUGAUGCAUGAUAUUUUGGAAAAUCAUUUUUAAAUUUUGCUUUCAGUUUUUGGAGGUUGUUAACUUGGAUUUUACCGUAUGUGCUUCCUUUUUGCAGUGGUUAAUUGCAAAUAUGCUUGUUGAGUAUUGCUUGAGUCCUCAAAACUUUCAGAAAACUUAUUUUGUAUCUAUAAACAAAUUUGCAUGCAAAACAUACUAACAGAAGUUAUCUUCUUGUCAAGAAAAGAUAAGAACAAGUUCACAGCAAUUUAUUUUCACUUCACAUUUCGUCUUUAGAUCAGGUAAAAAUAGAUUGAUUGUGAAUAACAUUCAUAAAAUAAAUGAAAUGCUACUGAAGACAAAUGAUUGUCUGGGAUGGAGGGGGUCUUCAUCUCUCUUAUCUUCAAAUGUCAAGGCAAUAUUAAUUUAUUUAAUUUUUGGCCGAUUAUUCUCUAUUCUGUAAUCCCCAUGCAUACCCUCACAAAUGCUCUUACUGUUAUCCUAAAUAAAGGUGAGAGCAGGCUUUUUCCUUGAUCUAGUUCCAUGUCAAUUCUAGUAUGAACUUUUACUAGGAAAGCUGGUAGUGUCCAGCUUUUUCAUUUCCUAAUUGACCAUUGUCUUUAUAUUUUCCUAUAUGUGCCAAAUAAUUUUUGCUUGAUACAAUUUUUAUUGAUUGCACUAACGACAUUCCAGAGAUUAAUGGCAACUACAGAAUUUUUUGUUUGCAAUGUGUACCAGUGAAUUGUUUUUGUAAAACUAAUACAUAAAAUGUCCUUAAUCAGUUGUGUAUUGCACACUUAUAUUGUAUAUUUUUGUAAAUAAUGGGAAUUUUAUGAGAUUAUGAUGUAUAUUUAAUUGAUUUGUUGUCUUGCCAAUCGUAGUAGUAGGGAAAUAGAUCUGUUCAUGAUUUAGAUAAAGUUGUCUUGUAAAGAUGGAUAACAUAGCCAUAGGGUCACAUCAGAUAGAAACUUAAUUAAUUAUUAGAUUUUUGCUACACUAUUUUUUUUUUCAAUAAUAAUUUUUCUCAAGUCCAAGCAUUCUACCACAAUUAAUGCUGGGUUUGAAAAUUUCAAUGAAAAUUACAGAUUUUGCACAUAAAAUUGUGCAUUGCUAAGAAAUAUUUACUAUUGCCCUUAAUGUAACAAUUCUGUUUUGAAAUAAGGUAAAUUCUGUAUUACAUUUGAGCACAUUCUAUUUUCAAAAAAAAAUAAAAAUUUUAAAUAACAACUGCAUACAUUUAAUUUUUUCCCAAAUUCACUAUUUGAUGUGGCCUAGUUUGAGUUCUAACAUUUUAUUUCUUAUUGGGUUGAUGUCUAAUUGGCAUUUACCCUACAACUUCUUUUAGUAGACUUUUUUCAUGAUACUGAAUUUUAACUCCAUAUGGUACUUUUUUUCAACAGGUACUCCGUUAGAUUCCUACUUUGUUAGUUUCUGUAAAAACAAUUAUUUAGACAGUAGCCAACUGAAAAGGUGUUCAAGUGUUUUUGUGAGAUUUACAGCCAAUCGAAACAUAGCACAAGGACAACAAUGUCCAACCUCAAGGGAAGUAACUCCUUUAUUAUAGAAAUGAUAAAAUCUAAAAACUAAAUCAAUAAUAUUAAAAAGGACUUUUACCUAUAAUGCAUGUAUAUAUAGUACAUUUGUAGUUAGAAAUGACAUACUGUGGAUUCAUUUAUUUUCGUGGGUACCAAUUUUCGUGGUUUUAGGAAAACUUGCAUAUUCAUGGAUAUUUAAUUUUGGUUUUGGCAAAGUAUACAUACAUUCCUUUAGAAAUCUGUUAUUCGUUGAAUAUUGAAAUUCGUGGUUCCUCUGUACCCACGAAAGCCACGAAAAUUGGUAUCCAACGAAUAUUAAUGAAUCCACAAUACUGUGGAUUCAUUAUCAUUUGUGGGAUAUUAAUUGUCUUAGAUUUCCUAGGUAAAAUUGGUCCCCAAAUUUGAAUUUUCGAAGAAUUACAAAUUUACUGUAGGCUAUUUAUAAAACAAGAAAUCAAACAACCAUUGAAAUAGGCAUUUUCCUAAUCCACGAAAAAUUGGUAUCCCUUAAAAUGAACAAAUCCACAAUAACUUAUCUUAAUGAACAUGCAAUUGAUUACCUCAUUUGUGCAAAAUUAGGUUUGUGAAACUAUUGUAAAUAAUUUUAUUCUGUACUUUUACUAAAGGGAGAUAAAUGGGUUAGUG